UCACCCCGAGACUUUCCUUUACAUCAACACACGCAACACGAGGGGUUGUGAACGUCAAGAUGCGUCUUGAAAAGUGUUAUUACUGCUCAUCUACUGUGUAUCCCGGUCACGGAAUACAGUUUGUGAGGAACGAUUGUAAGGUUUUUAGAUUCUGUCGAUCAAAAUGUCACAAAGCAUUUCAGAAGAAGAGAAACCCCAGAAAAGCUCCAUGGACUAAGGCAUUCAGGAAGGCGCAUGGCAAAGAGCUUACAAUCGACCCGUCAUUGGAGUUUGAAAAGAGACGAAAUGUUCCUGUUAAAUAUGACCGAGAACUUUGGCAAAACACAGUGAGAGCCAUGCAGCGAAUUGGGGAGAUCAGGUCACGAAGGGAGAGACAGUUUGUUAAAAACAGGUUAAAGAAGGGUAAGGAGCUAAGGAAGGAGGCCGACAUCAAGGAGGUUGAGAAGAAUAUCCAUCUUAUUAAGUCACCAGCAGCUCGGUUGGCACAGAAGGAGAAGAAGCUGGUGGAGGUGAUCGUGGAGGAUGAUGAUGAGGACAUGGAGGAGAACUAACAGGGCACGUCAAUGUCUGCACACAGGAUACAGAGAUUUCAUUACAUGCAGAUUAUAAACAUACAAAGUCAAGGUUGACUUUUGGUAUCUCGGAGUGGCUUUGUUCACAUAACACAUCCGUUCAGGAUGCUAACUCUUCAGAUGAGAGAGGUAUUUGCGAAUUGAAAUUCACAACUUCACUGUAACAAGAUCCUAUAUUUUGAAAUAUAAUGAAUACUAUGCUCAUUUAUUUGUUGGUAACCAUGAAGCAAGUUUAAUCUUUGUAAUGUUUUGACAAUUUCUUGGUGCAAUUUUGCUUGUGUUGCAACCAAUGUUAGAUCACUCUCUGAAACAAGUUCUACUACCAUGGAAACAAUUGUGAGGGCAAGUUAAAAUAAGGUUGACUGGAAAUCAGGAUAAUGAGCAUUGCCAGGGUCAAGGCUGUGUUGCUCUGGUGCAUCAUAACAGUGGAUGCAACACAUGGCUCAGGAGGCUUAGGACAAACUAUUAUAUGCAUUGUUCUUUGUCACUUGUGUGGUCAUGAAUAAAUUAUCACAGUACAAA
Haliotis rufescens (red abalone) is the source of this 1094-nucleotide messenger RNA. Its product is annotated as probable ribosome biogenesis protein RLP24. The coding region runs from base 60 to 551 and encodes 163 amino acids. Gene Ontology annotation, biological process: ribosomal large subunit biogenesis. NCBI's taxonomy places the organism in Eukaryota, Metazoa, Mollusca, Gastropoda, Lepetellida, Haliotidae. The record is from RefSeq and is a predicted model, not a curated record. The transcript has 5 exons. Gene Ontology annotation, cellular component: nucleolus.